This is a messenger RNA of Gopherus flavomarginatus (Mexican gopher tortoise), 2366 nucleotides long. It is a transcript of the gene KCNJ9, whose product is annotated as potassium inwardly rectifying channel subfamily J member 9. Bases 89 to 1336 code for a protein of 415 amino acids. Gene Ontology annotation, molecular function: G-protein activated inward rectifier potassium channel activity. Lineage: Eukaryota; Metazoa; Chordata; Testudines; Testudinidae. The record is from RefSeq and is a predicted model, not a curated record. Gene Ontology annotation, cellular component: plasma membrane. The transcript has 3 exons. Gene Ontology annotation, biological process: potassium ion import across plasma membrane; regulation of monoatomic ion transmembrane transport.
GCUGCGCGGCGGACCAUGGGCGCGCUGCGGGCGCCCGGCCGCGACUCUAAGGAGCUUGGCCGGGGCAGCUAGUCUCCAGGGUGCUAAGAUGGCAAAGGAGAACUCUGGCUUCUCCACCAUCCCUGAGACUCCGGUGAGUGAGGCAAAGCCCCCGCUCUGCUCCCGCCCAUCCAAGGCCUCAACGCGGCUCCGCAGGGAGAACGAGCGGGAGAAGACUGAGAAGAAGAAAAGGCGCCAGCGGUACGUGGAGAAAGGCGGCAAGUGCAACGUGCAGCACGGCAACGUGCGGGAGACCUACCGCUACCUCACAGACAUCUUCACCACCCUGGUGGACCUCAAGUGGCGCUUCAGCCUGUUGGUCUUCACCCUGGCCUACGCCAUCACCUGGCUCUUCUUCGGCCUCAUCUGGUGGUUCAUUGCCUAUUGCCGUGGUGACCUGGACCACCUGGAGGACCACACCUGGACACCCUGUGUCAACAACCUCAAUGGGUUCGUCUCGGCCUUCCUCUUCUCCAUCGAGACAGAGACCACCAUUGGCUACGGUCACCGGGUCAUUACAGACAAGUGUCCUGAGGGCAUCAUCCUCCUGCUGCUGCAGGCCAUCCUGGGCUCCAUGGUCAACGCCUUCAUGGUGGGCUGCAUGUUCGUCAAGAUCUCCCAGCCCAACAAGCGGGCUGAGACCCUCGUCUUCUCCUCCCACGCCGUGGUCUCACUGCGUGACGACCGCCUGUGCCUCAUGUUCCGGGUCGGGGACCUGCGCAGCUCCCACAUUGUGGAGGCCUCCAUCCGGGCCAAGCUGAUCAAGUCCAAGCAGACCCAGGAGGGGGAGUUUAUCCCCCUCAACCAGACAGACAUCAACUUGGGCUUCGAGACAGGCGAUGACCGCCUCUUCCUGGUCUCGCCCCUCAUCAUCAGCCACGAGAUCAAUGAGCACAGCCCCUUCUGGGAGGUCUCCAAGGAGCAGCUGGCGAAGGACGAGUUUGAGAUUGUCGUCAUUUUGGAAGGGAUGGUGGAGGCCACAGGGAUGACCUGCCAAGCCCGGAGCUCCUACCUGAUGGACGAGGUGCUGUGGGGACAUCGCUUCAUGUCAGUGCUGAGCUUGGAGGAUGGCUUCUACGAGGUCGACUACAACAGCUUUCAUCAGACCUUUGAGGUGCCCACGCCCAGCUGCAGCGCCAAGGAACUGGCCGAGGCCACAGCCUGCAUGGACGCCCACCUGUACUGGUCCAUCCCCAGCCGGCUGGACGAGAAGGUGGAGGAAGGGACAGAGAAAGAAGCAGGGGAUAAGGAGAGGAAUGGUAGCCUGGCCAACCCGGAGAGUGAGUCCAAGGUGUGAUGGGAUGAUGCAGAGGUGGGGAGACAGAUCCAGCCAAGGACAAAGUGUUCGGGCGCAGAACGGAAGAUUGGGGGAUGGUAGAAGGAUGAGAGGAAGGAGACUCAUUGAAGCAACAGGUGUUUGGGAAAGAGGGCUGAACGGAAGAAGGAGUGAUAGCUGGCGAAGGAGGUAGAGAGAAGCGUGAAUGGGGAGACAAAUGGAUGGCAGAUGUACCCUGUUAUUUGGGUCUAUAAAACAGGGUAAAAUGAGUGGUGGUAGCAACUCUGCAGAUAUGGCGGAGUUGUGUGCAAGGGGUGAAUAUGCAGGUAAUAAAUCAGAUAUUUAUAAACAUAUGUCUAUUUUAUAGCUAUACAGAUAAAUGAAUGAGGCCCGCUCCACGAAGGAGCAGGAGGAGGGUUUUUAUAGCAGUGACAUCAAUUGUAUAGAAGCAUGGGAUGGCGUGUCAUUUUGGAGCAAAUGGGUGGGAUAGAAGGAUAGAGCAAAGAACAAGACAGAUGAGUGAAUGGGACAACAGAAGAGUAGCUGUCCUCAGCUGACAGGUGCUCGGUAUGAAGCGUCGGAAGAAUGGCCUUGCAGAAAGAUGACUAUGGAAGCAGAAGAGUGCGGAGCAGCUCGAUAAGUGUAUGGUGGAGCGAGGGACUGGGUGCACGGACUGUGGGGUGGAUGGACGGGGGCUAUGCACGAGUGUAUCUGCAUAGCUGGAGACAUAGAUGGAGAAUGUCAAAGAGUUGAAUACAUAGGUAGGUGAGCUGGAGAAUGACCCAUGAGGACAAGCUCGGUGGUCAACAUGGCUUUGUGAUGGGUAACUCAGCAGACUGAGGGAUUUAUGCAAAGAUUAAACUCAUGGAUGGGAGGGGUAGAUGGAUAAAAAGGACAUGAGGAAGAAUUGCAGCAAAGACCAGGACCGGCUACGGGCAGCAUGAUGUCGGGUGACCUGCAGAGCAUCCCCAGUGCCCUGCCCUCCCCUGCACUUACACACACUAGCACCCCCAAAGCUCCUGAGCUUGCUGUCUCUCUUGCUUUCUUUUAA